AUGCUGAGAAUAGACUUCGGCCAAAGCUUAUUAGACCAUAGUGGGGUCUUAAUACUUGUUCAGCCUGUGGGAUACAUCGGUGAUAAACGAUUCAAAGCAAUUUUCGACGAAAUUUCCACGUAUCGCACCGCACAGGUACCGAACACUAUCAGGACACUAAACCUUCGGUACUCGAAAAGGGUCAGUCCUCAAUUCACCGAAUGGGGAAAUUUUCAUUUUCACAAACGAGUCUUGGGGCUUAUUUGUGUUGGAUGGUGCACCGAGAUUUCAGAGGUAGAAAAGCUUGAAAAAGCGAUAAAUGAAAUUAAAAAUCCUUUUAGUGCAAUACUUUUGAACACAAGAUGUUUCGUCUUUGGCUGCCAGUCCAACGACGAAUCAAAGAUCAGGAAAGAUUUCGCACUUAUCAGAGGCGAAGAUCAUUCCGGAGACCUUCAAAGUAACCUCGCAGAAUUUGUAGCUUCUUUGUUUAACGUAUUGGAAUCGAAGAGGAUCAGUAAACUAUCAGAGAAGAUUGAUAAAAUAACCCUGAUACAGGCACCAGUAGAGCAUGAAGUUUUUGGAGGGGAGAAUGACAGCAGGUAAGAAUGAAUGGAUCUUAGAAUUUAGAGGUCAAUGGGGUAAAAUUUCCGCACAGUCCCUUACUAUUGUAAAACAAAUCUGUUUUCCCAAUGGCAAUGUAUUGUUUUUGUCACUGUUUUCUCUGUCCAAGAACUGAAUGCAUAAUGUAGUAUGGGGCUGUGCGGAAAUUUUACCGGUCAAUGGGCCAUCUUGUUCUUUAUUAAAUCGCUCUGACGAAGGGCUAACGCUCGAAACGUCAGCUUUUUUACCCUUUAUGGUGGCUAAUUUACAUUUUCAACCCAGUUGUUAACACUAAAUUACCUGCUAUACUCUCCCACCGAUGCAGCACCACAGUUUCUUUAGAAACUUACCCCUUUGUUCUUUAUUAUGUCUCUCAGUUAGCACUUAUCUGUGUCAUGAUUGGUAAAUUUAGCAGGCUGUAUUUCACUGUAUCGCGUAAUUCCAAAGUUUGUUUAAACUGGACGCUUCCUCCUGUAGUUGAACUCAGAGAGGUAAUAAAUGUAUUACUAACCUUGUUUUCUCAGUCUGCUCUGUGCGAUCAGAUUUCUGGGAGCCCUUGGUACAGACCUUGAACUUAAGUACAUGUAGUUAGGGGUGUUUAUACUCCAUGGCUCUUUAAUGGUUGAAGUUCUGACUAAGUGGCUGACAGCUCUCCAAGGUUGAUUCAUGCUGAUUGAAAGAAACAGCAUAAUAACAACCUACAAAUGAACCUACUCACUGUUCAUCCAGUAUAUCUGCAGCCACAGUAAUGAUUUCACAACUUGGUGCUCAUCAAGUACUUUUCAACGGAUGAGUCAACUGGAUAGCCCUCUGCCCUUCUGUUUGUCUCUCUGGCUGUCUGUCUGCCUGUAUGUCUAUCUAUCCAUUGGUCUGUUUGUCUCUCUCCCCAUCUGUCUAUCCUUUGGUCCAUUCAUCUAUCCAUCUGUUUACCUGUCAAUCUGUGUAUUAUCUGCUUGAUCCAUUGGAUGUCUAAUUCAUUUACUUGAAGUAUUGACUGAUUGACUGACUGAAUGACUGACUGACAGAUUGACUGACUAUUGCUGACUGAAUGACUGACUUAAUGACUGACUUUCUAAAUGACUGACUGAGUGAAUGAAUAAUUGACUGACUGACAAAAUGACCAACUGCCUGACUGACUGAAAAACUGAAUAACCAACUGUCUGGCCGUGUGCGACUGAUUGAAUUUCUGUCAAGCUAACUGACUGACAGACUGACUGACUGACUGCACUGGCAUUGUACACAGUAAGUGUAUGACUCAGUGAUUGCUUAAUCUAUGUAUUGAUUGAUCAAUGAUUGAUAAAUUUAUUGACUUACACUGUAACAAGCAACCAAUUGACUGUUUGUUCAAUACUUAGUAUAUGUAGUUUCUUGUCAAAAAGGGCAUACUUUGUAAACAUUCAGCAACGUUACUUGAAUUAAUCUUUCAGGACAAGCAAAAGAAAAACUAUUGGAAGGUCCAAAAAAUACACUGGAGAUUUGUGUAUGUUGGCUGGUUUGCCACAAGAAGCUCUCUCUCAAUACCUUAUUGCUGGAGAACAUUUAAGAGUCGUGAAUGAUCUUCUAUGGCUUGCUGGUGCAUUGGAGGGACAAUGUGCAGCAUCACUACUACUGACCAGAACUGCUACAGAAAAGGACAGGAAUUCAUUGAUUUUACCAAUUGAAUGUGCAGCAAAUUCUAUGAAUUUAACAAUGAAUGGUUUAGGAGGUGAUGUAGAUGAAUCAAAAUUUAGGAAUCCACAAGCACUCAGUGAAGACGAGAUUGUAGAAAGGCUCUCAGAAGCACUGAGACUCUAUAACAGAGUAAGUAUUCAUACUCUCCAUACUGUUCUCUGUAUAUUUACUAAGGUGCUGACAAGGAGAAUUUGUCUUACAAUCAAGGUUUCUCAAGUUGGUGAUCAUUUCUUCUAUUCUCAUGACAUUAACAUGGGAUUCAGUGGUGAUAUUGUAAGGAGAAACUAGAUGCUUGUCAUUCUUAGGGGUUAAGGGCUAAGAAAUGAAUAAAAGGGGUAAUUUUCUAAAAAAAAUAGCAAGUCAGUUAGGGGUAUUAUAGAAGCAUCAAAGUGAAGGACUAAUGCUCAAAAUAUUAGCUUAAAAAACUCUUUCCGUUGGUCAAUUUACAUUUUCAUUCAGUUGAUAAAAGCAAAUUAUCAGACAGUACAAGUUACAACUCAUCUGAGUUACUUUCUGCAUGGGAUACUUAAUGUAUGUGGUACUCAAAUGGUCAGUGCAAAGGACCCUGGGUAAACCCUUUGACCUCUAAGAGUGAUUAGUAACUAUUUUCUCCCAUCAGUAUUACCUCUAAAACAAACAUUGAGGUCAUGGGAAUAAAGGAAAUGAUCAUCAACUUGAGAAGCUAUUGAUUGUUAAACCAAUUCUCUUUGUUAGUACCAUAGGAAAUGUAUAGAGAACAGUAGGGAGAAAUUGUAUACUGAUGUUAGGGUGUAAAGGGUUCAGAGAUUGCAUUUUGAGACCAAGUCAUUGUGUUGUGUUCUUGGGCCAAAAGCUUCACUUUCACAGUGCCUCUCUCUAUCCAGGAGUAUAUAUGUGAGUGGGUUUUGGCAAACUUUAGAGAAAUCUGUUGACACAGGAGGGGGUGGACUGGCAUCCUAUCCAUGGUGGAGUAGCAAUACUCCUAUUGGAUUCAUGCUGCGUUAACUGGGACAAGCACCAGAGUCUUUGCUGCCACUUGGCAUGAGUGCACACUCUAUCUUAUUGAUGAGUGAGCUUCCUCUGUCUUAGUGAUCUUGAUAUGUAUUUGGUAAUUCAAUGCAAGCCUGAAAUUUAGUCCUCCUUUACAGAUUAGAUGCUAAAUGAAGUCAGAUCCAUAAGAAGCUCUUUCUCAGUGCAUAGUCCAGCACCUUUGACCCAGUUCUAAUAAUAACAUGAUUUUGUUUCUGGCCCUCUUAUAUUUGAGUGUCACCAUAUAGUUAAAGUUAGUCUCGCACAUCUCAUAAAAUGAGGCCUUCAUAUCAAACUUAGACAGCUCCAUUAUGUCUCUGAGAAUUUUGUGUUACUUAUAUUUUCAACAAUAUCCAUUAAGUAAUUUUCUUUUUCUUCUCAUUUCCUCUCUGCUUGAAAACUGAAAUAUUUAAAGAUAAAUCCAAUUACACAUUUUUCAUUCGCAGGUCAAAGGUGCUGCUGUUGUGGAAACAGAAGCUAAUCUUAAGUUUACAAGGCUUUUAAUCACUUAUAAGGUACAGUUGUGUGGUGUAAGUAGUUCAUUCAAUUGUCAGCUGUACAUGGAAAAACCAGGAAUUGACAGGGUUAUUUUAAUUCAUCCAUGUGUUUCUUUUGUGGGAAAUGCAGUGGCUUGGUGUUUAGUGCACUGAACCUAGUUGAGAGGUCUGGGCUCAAGACCUGGCCUUGUCAUUGUGUUGUGUUCUGGGGCAAAGCACUUUCCCCUCCCAAUGCUUCUCCCCACCUAGGAGUGUAAGUGGGUGCUGGUGAAUUGUUUGGGAAGCCUGAUGAAAUACUGGGAGGUAGCCUUGUGAUGAAGAAGCAUCCUAUCCUGGGGGGUUAUGAUACUCUUAGUUGCUUCAUGCUAUGGAAACCAGGGUUAGCUCUGGCUGGAUGGGUUGCCUGACUCAAGUGCAGACUUUUCUUUUUUCAUUCCUUUCAACCCUUGUAAAGCAGUGAACAGAGUGAGUUGGCAAAUUUUGUUAGGAGUGCCACAGCCUUCUUGGCCUUCACACCACCUUGAAUCUCACAAGCCUUACGGUCGUUGAGCAGGGUUACUGGGAGCAAGCUUGAAGGCUUAUACCACCUUUGUGCAACAUUGUUGUUGAUGAGUUUACUGCUAAUGUAUCCACUCUCAGGAGUGACCAGAAAUGAAAUUCUCCACACAAUAUCAAUAUAUUAACAUGUAGAAAGGUUAUUAGAAGUAAGAAAAUGAUCAACUAGAGGAUAUCUAAUGAUCUCAAACCAAAUUCUUAGAUCUAGAGUUGAGAAAAUAUUCCAAAGGCCACAUAUCAUACUGAUUUUUGAAAUCUUAGAUAAAAAGGUUGACUUUGACUUUUUUGACUUUCUACAGAGACGAAUUGAUGCUAGUGUGGCACUGCAGAAUUCCCUUUCAGUAACUGUUUCACUGACAGAGCAAGAAAAGGUAAGAAAUCUACGAAACUGACAGUAACACUGUACUCAGAGUUAGUAGGUGGCAUGGAAAACUUGGGAAGUUAUGCCACUUGAAUUUUCCAUGUUUCUAGUAACAAUGAUAUUCACAUCUUCUUUAGUGAUUACACUGUACAAUCUUUCUUAUUGUUUGUGAAAAUAAAGAUUUUUUUUAUCAACAUUUAGAUCCAGCGGUACAGUGCUGCAGCAGUGUUGUAUGAUGAGCUGGGAUUUCAACGCAAGGCUGGAUUUUUCAGUCGGAUUGCAGCCAUGCAGUGUGUUUCACAACUAAUGCCACAUCCUCUGUGGCUCUAUGUAAGAAAACAUCAUUCUAUUAAUAUUGUUCAAUUUCGGCAAUUAUCAAAAGUUUUACUGGUCUUCAAGAGUAGUGACCCACAAGGGAUCAUUUAACCCUUUAACGCCAAAGACUGACCAGUAUCUUCUCCUUGUCAGCACCUUAGGAAAUGUAUAGAGUGCUGUAUGGAGACUAUGCAUACUGAUGUUAGGGUGUGUUAGGGUGUAAAGGGUUUGUAAAAGCAAUGCAAAUUUUCUUGUAUUCUCCUAAUUUUUCUUGGGGAUUAACUCCCAAGAUCUGAUUGUUAAUUCUCCCCUCAAGCUGCUACACAUUUCUUCAUAAAUUAAUUAUGAGAAUUUGGUGUUAGAUCAAGAUAACUUCUACCUGAUAAGUUUGAGUUCUCUCAUUACCUUUUUGCUGGAUAAUGUAUGAAUAUUAUGGGGAGAAGUUACAUGUUAAUCACUUCGAGAAGUUAAAAGGUUAACUGAUAGAAAGUGCAUGUAAAGUCUAUUGCUUUUACAUUAUAACUUUUAUUUGUUUACUUGCACCUCGUUUAUAAAUGGUGGAAAUAAUUAUUUUCCUAUGACCUGUACGGCCCCACUCGUGCAAUCCCAUAAACAUAACAUACUGAAAGCCAACAUAUGUAAGUCUCGACGGGUUGACAUGAGCCGGUCCGGAGAAAGGUUGUCUAGUGCACUUGUACGUCUUUGUUGCCGAAAAAAACAAGAGGAAACAUGUUUGCUGUUGUCGCCAAAAAUGAGUGAGAGCAGUAAAAAAAAAUAAUAAAAUAAGUCACGUUUUUCGAUGAAUUGCGAGCUUCGUGUUCUAACUCAAAACAAUUAACAAACUGUUUUCAUUGUAGAUUUUUUUUGUGGUUUUCCAGCACGCGCCAGUCUAUCGCAUCAAAUUAAGUCACAACAAUUUUUUAGAAUUUUUCAAAACUUACUCAGUGUUCAUAUGAAAAAAUGCUUAUUGACUGCGUGGGAGGGCCGGAUGGGAAAAUAAUUAUUUGGCUUUCGUUCAUGACGCAUAGACCUUGCAUACGUCAUGGCCUCGAGCCUAGUAUUUUCCCGUUCGGCCCUCCCACUCAUUGAAUAACUACAUAUUAUUUUGUGUGCGUGCAAAUAAGCCUUGUUGGCCUCACUCUUGAGUGAAAAUUCUGUUGUUCUUAUACAUUUUGAUUAGCUCAGGAAGACGAAUUUAUUUAACAGUUUAUAAAGAGUCACCAGGGACUUUUUUUUCCUUUCAAUUACGAUUAUGUCAACAGUGAUGAAUAAUGAUUUUAGAUAUGUGAAAUUCAUAUAUUUGCACUGCGGUGAAGAAACUAAUUUAAGAGAUCCUCGCAGCUAAGAACACCACUGAACUAGUAGUUGAAAAUAGGACCUGAAAAAAUUCAGGCCCGUACGGGAUUUGAACCCAUGACCUUUGCGAUACCGGUCCAGCACAGCAGUGUAUAUUGAAAGUUGAAUCUUGAAAAAAUGAAAGGAAUUUUUUUUCCUCUAUAUAGUCUUACAAAUUUCUCAUGAGUGCACUGAAGGGGUACAGAAUUUCUCUCGAUCAAAAAGAUGUUGCCACAGGUAUGUUGUCUUGUACUGAAAGUUGCACGAGCAUUGUGUAGUGUGGUACUCUUGUCUUGUUCCGCGAUAAAUCAUUCUCAGUUUUUGGAAAGAGUAUGUAUGAAAAGUUUGGCACAAUGAUACAAGUAUGUGAUUCUUAGCUCUUACUUGUUUUUGAAUAAAGGUGCUACAAAUGGUUGGCCAGCUCUCCAAAUCCGGCUUCUCAAUGAGCUUAUUUACACUGCUCGCCGGCUAGGAGAUCCUUUCGUGGUGUUUAGGUAAGUACAAGAAACAUGAGCACAGCUUGGUCUAGACUACUAGAGGAGGGAAGGAGCGUGAUAGCGAUGAACAGCGGUUGUGGUUGCUAGAGAAACGGUUGAACUGCCGCUGUUUUUCGCGCGCAUGCUUUUGCGCUGACCGAGAGCCUCUCUUAUGUUAACUUGGGCGUGACUCUAGCUUACGUGCGGUGUUGUGUGACAUAAACGCCGUUAGCAAAUGUUUGUACAUGUGUGUAGUCUCUUUAGCAGAUGUUGAUUGGUCACGUCACGCAACGCCUUCAUUCCUCCUCCAAACGAUGGCUGUGAAGAAGACAAAUUUGUGCGGAGCCGCAACGGUUUUUUUUUUUUUAAUGAAUUGCGGUGUUUUGUGAAUAAUUGACUCAGCUCAUCGUUUUGUGGUACUCGUUCUUUUGUGCCAUCGUCUCAGUCCGUUUUAGAGGUGGCAUCGGUGAGUUGAUUAGCGCGAUUUGGUGUUCCGCUAACACUAAAGCUACCCAGCCACGCAUACUCGCCGAAACCGCUGAAAAAGGUCUAAUACACUGCCAAACGACAAGAACUACGUAAAGACAAGUCAGUUAAAUUAAAAAUAUGUAUAUAUCUGACAUUUUCAAUGACAAAGAGAAAAGACAGUUUAGUUCCCUUUUAAAUCUCUACAAAUGGCGUCUUUGUGACAGAAUACUGCUCGAAAUCAAGAGUCAAGGUUUAGGUUUGUUACAUGUCAUAGGCGGAGGCCGCCUGUGUGAAGAGAUGCUGACGAUGUCUCCAUUAAAUGACUUCUUUUCAGGCAUAUCACAUUUUUACUGCACACAAUGCAUGACCAUUUGAGUGAUGACGAAAUGAAAGAGUUAUGUGUACUUUUGGAGAGUUCAGCCAAGCAGUGUACCGGAUCACCUAGAUCUCCCAAGUCGCCCAAGGAAACAGAUGGGCAGAAAAUUGAUGCCUUAGACAUGGCUUUGAUACCCCUUACUAAAAUGCCUCUUGUUAGGUGAGCAAAGAUGAACAACUUUUGAGCAGCUUCAAUGCGUCUCUCAAUUAGUACGUGAUUGGUUAAUUUAGUUGGCCGUGCUUACUGCACGGCCCGCCAAACUCACAAGUUUGUUUGAAUUGAAAUCUUUGCUCUGUAUUUAAACCCAGAGACAUAAUAAAUAUCGUACUUACAUCAUUUUCUCGGUCCAUGCCAUAAUUUACGGAGCCUCGUUUUUUUGGCACGGAUUUAAGGCCCGCGCGCCUGGCGCUUCUACCUUGAAGCCGCGCGGAAAAACACUCGGUCCGUAACUUACAGUACGGAGCUCGAACUCAGUUGGUAAGAGGUUUGUACGAAAUGAAAGCAACGUGCAGUAACUUUUAUUGGAAUUAGUAAGCUGUCAUUUACAGUUAGAAAAGCAAGGAAAAUUACUUUGUUCCUUAAAAGAAAGAAAAAAGUACCACGGCGAUACGAUUGUCAAUGAAUUUUACCUCUUAAUUAUUCCAUUCCUUUACUUCAGAUCGUUUAAAGUUCAACCUCUUCCUCUACACAUGAAACCUGUUGGAAAUAAAUCAGUUGUAGCGUCUGACUCGGAAUCAGCAGGACCGUUUAUAUUCUCAUCUCUCAGAGGAAAAGUUAAACAAUCAAAGAAAGGCAAAAGUGAGACUUUGUGUUUUUGUUGUUGUUGGUGUUGUUAUAUUGUUGAUGUUGUUGUUAUUGUUGCUGUUGUUCUUAUUGUUGUUGUUGUUAUUGUUGUCGAUGUUGUUACUGGUUUUGGUAUCGGUACUGGUAAUAUUGUUGUUGGUGUCGUUAUGAUGUUAAUUUUGUGAUUGUUGUGGGUGUUGUUGUUGGUGUUAUGAUGUUGUUAUAGUUGUUGUUACUGGUGUUAGUGUAGGUGUUGGUUCUGGUGGUGUUGUUGUUGUUGGUGGUGUCAUUAUGAUGUUGAUGUUGUUAUUGUUGUAGUUGUUGUUGUUGUUGUUGGUGUCGUUUUUCUUGGUGGUGUUGUUAUCAUUAUUAUUACAGAUGAUAUCAUUAUAUUUGCUUGAAGAUACCGCUGACUAGCAUCCGAGUUGAUCACAUCGUCCCCAGGUUCCGGGCCUCGUCAGUUCUCCCCCUCCCCACACCCGGGACUGGUCCCUACAUGCCCUUGAAGAAACUCUUCUACAGCCAGUGCUGAAGAGAUUUAUUGCAAUUUUUUUAUUAUAAUGAAGGGCUGGAAAAUAAACUGACAAGAGAUCCGCUUUUAGGCUUGGCUAACUGUCAUUACUUGUACAUUAUCCAGCAAAAAAGUAAUGAGAGAACUCAAACUUAUCAGGUAGAAGUUGUUAUCUUGAUCUAUUGAAGACGAUAAAAAUAACAAUCGUUAUUACAGUUAUCACUGUUAUAUUUAUUAUUAAUUGUGUUGUCAGGUGUAUUAAUGAGUAUGUUAGAGUGUAAAAUUCAUAUAUUGGGUGUUUCUUCUCUACAGAUACAACUUGGGUGUGCGGGGACAUCGGUCAAGUUUCGUUGGAUGUCUACAAUCCUAUGCCAUGUGAAUUAAGAGUCUCUCAGAUGGUAUAGCAUAAAACUGUGAUGUAAUGGCUUAGCGUAUUUGAGUUAACCCUUUCACUGCCGAGAUUUCUUAGCAAUUCUCCUUACUGUACGCCAUACAAGUCUUAUGAUGUUAGUUUAGAGAAUGUGGUAUUGGAUCAAGUAAUAAUCCAUUGGUAUUUUUCUUUAUUCUCGGCCAUUGUCUGCUUGAUUUUGUAUUGAUGUUGUUAUAAGAAAGUCUGUCUUGAUAACUCAUCGGAGUUGAGGGGUUAUUGAAAAACUUGACGGGCUUUAGUCGUUAGAUAUUUCAGACAGUGUGGAGAAUUGAUCUUUGAAUUUUUUGAUGGAAAAAGUUGAUUUUACAUUCCUGCUUAAGGAACUCACCAUUUUUCCAAAAACAUGUUCGGUAUAAAAGUUUGAUUCAUGUUUGAAAAUGGAAAGAACCACUUAAAUGAUUAUUAACCUACCUUCAUUUUAUGGUCUUUUUAAAGGAGGUAAUAAAUAUGGUGAUUGAUAAAUUUAUUGAUUCACUGAUUCACGAGCUUUGUGACUUGCUAACACAAAUCCUUUUGUAAUUCUCUCCCCUUGCAGAUUCUUUGUGUUGAAGGAGUGGAAUUUGAGCCGUACCCAACGUGUUUGUCUCUACCUCCAAAGGCAGGCCCCCAUACAGUGAUAUUGCUCGGGAUACCAGCCUCUGCAGGGUCAAUGAGAAUUACUGGUAAGUGUCACUAGGAAGGAGGGACAGGGGAGGGGUAAGUGUGACCGUAGGGGAGGGGUCAUAACGCGGUUAUUUUUCUCUGGAUACCGCCAUUUUCAGACCAGAUAAGAAAUACUGGUAAUUAUAAAAUAAUUCAAACAGUACGCGCGCUCCGAUUGGCCAUAAAACCAUUUUACAUGAGCGUAUGUAAACACGGUUUUCGUUCCUCUUUCAUUAGUUAUUUUAUAAAAGAAAUGUAAAAUGGUUUCCUUGUUUACAUAGCCUGAUGUAAACACUUGGGAGGUUGGGAGAACACUCGAUAAGCUGGAAACCAUUCCGCUUCGCGUCGUGGUUUCCUACGCUUAUCUCGUGUUCUUCCAACCUCUCGCGUGUUUACAUCAGGUUAUGUAAACACGGAAACCAUUUUACAUUUCUUCAUUGUAAUGAAGUUGGGGGAAUCCGGAAGGGAAGAAGGUAAGUGUUCCCAGGGGUAAGGGAUACUAGGGAUAAUAGUGUUACGGGGGGGGGGGGAAGGACGGGGUAAGGAAUGAUAACGGAGGGAUAUGUACCGCUGAAAUGCAAAAAAAGUGUUUCUCAUUUUGUCAUCACGUAAUUCCGAUUUCCUUGUUGACCAAAAUGCACCGUGUGAAUUUUUGGGCCUUAAUUUCAAAACUAAGUUAUUUUUUAAGCAAGAUAUCUUGUUUAAAGUGCCGCUAAUUCCCCCAACUUAUCAUCAUAUAUUUCUUUGUGUUCUAUUCCCAAGAAUUUGGUUUUUACAUCAACGCCAUGUUUCCAACUUUCUACUUUUCAUUCCUCCCUUUACCUAUUUUCUUUACCGUGUUUUGAAAUUAAAUAAUAAUUUAUCAGAUGAUUACUCCGAUAUUUGGUAGGUUAUUCUGUGACAGUAUUCGGCGUCGAAAGCACCUGCAAGCUGACAAAAGAAAAUCUGGAGAACAAAGACGACUUUCCUGUGAUUGUAGACGUGACUCCUUCGAUGCCCUUAAUCCAAGUGUCCACAACUCUUCCCAAGGUCCGUUGUCAGCCGCCUGAUCCUGACACCCCCCAAGCUGUGCCCCUUGUGACGGCGGUUACAUUGUACGCUGGGCAGAGGUGGGUGCAAAAGCGAAACCCUCGUUCAAGAAGCUCCGUUUUCCUUAAAGAAAUUAGCGGCUUUCAUCUCAUCUCUAACCUGACUUUUAAGUACAAAUGCGUUGAGAAGGUUGUAGCAACAAAAAUAUGUAGUCAUGUUGAGGAUAACAGCUUAAGAAACAUAUCACUCCGCAUAAAAACAACAUCAUAGUACAGAUAUGGCAUUAUUGAAGGUUCAGAACGAUGUACUCCAAGCCAUUGACAACAACAACAACUGCGUGAUAUUCCUUCUAUUCUAGAGCUUUUAGCAGUGUUCGACACUGUGGAUCACUGUAAUCUUUUGGGUCGUCUUUAAAAUUGCUUUGACAUUGUGGAUAAUGCGCUCGAGUUGUUCAGAUCUUAUUUGUCCAGUCGUUACCAGAAAGUGAAAGUAGACGGUGCUGUGUCAUCUAGUCGCGAAUUGCAAUACAAUGAGUCCCAGAAGAGUGGGGUUUUUUUAGUGGUCUAAUGAACAAGUUUUACCGGCCUCAUCAGCUGAUCCUAGCAGUAAGCAGGACUCGUGUCCCAUGGCAACCUAGAAACGGCUUAGUUCCGUUAGAUUCUUAUCUGUUCUCCGUUAAUGAUAUAAUGGUUGAUCGUUCCGGAUCAAUAUCAGUAUCUGGGUAACUGCCCACCUACCCCUCCCCUAACUCAACAACAGUCAAUUGAUAACAAGUUAGGGUUAGUGUUGCGUUAGGGGAGGGGUAGGUGGGCAGUUGCCCAGAUACUGAUAUUAAUCCAUCAUUCCUCUCUUUGUUAACAGCAUGAAAGGGACCAUUAAUCUGGAAAACAUUGGCAAGAUGCCAGUCGAAAGUCUGAAUAUUUCUGUUACUAGCAAGGAUGGGGAAGGUAAGGAGUUAACCCACUACACACCGGAUAGCCGCAGGGGAGGGGAAGGUGAUCGUCAUUAGUGCAGGUUUGAUGAGGGAGAUGCUAGAUGUCUUCGUUCACUACGAUAAGGAGUUAAGACAAGAAGUAGAUGAAAAAGUGUUGUCUAUCGUAUGGCUCUGAACAUCUUUGUUCCAUAAAGCGACAAAGGUUACUAGUUGGCAAGCUUAUAUUGGAUUCUAACCAUUCCCUGUCAUCUAUAUUGGCGCCUUUUAGCUGCUUUUUUUUUCCCAAACAGCUUCCUGUCGACAUGAGGUGAAUGUUUCUUUCUCAAAAUAUAACACAGUCACUCAGGCCAGAACUCGAACCCUCUUGAUUAAACAAUUGGGCCGCUGCCUCUCUGUUUAUUUUUAAAAGCGGAGUUCAACGGCCAACAACGUAUCCAUACUUAAGAAAAUAUAGUCAGCCGUUGAGCUGAGAAAAUACAUCCGUUUAUCCGUACGGAGAUACUUGGUCCGACGGUUAAGGUUGAAGGUGAAGGUGAGCAAGCUGACCAAAACGUAUUUUCCUUCUGCUUAGGACUCGAUGAACUCUUCAGUUUUGAUGAGGAAGAAAUCAAGUCCAAGCUCCCAGUCCUUCCUGGCCACUCCACCGACAUCACAGUAACAAUAACUGGCGCUCAUCGCUUCCCACAAGGCACCGAGAGCAAUGACAAUCCCAGCUACGAUCCGGCGGCACCAUGGGGCUUGACCGGUUCAAUCCAGUUCCGUUACUCAAUAGGAUCUAGCAGUCACAUGUCACGCAAGGUCACCAUGGCCAUAGAUGUGACAGUAGUGCCCAGCUUAAUCUGUGAAAACUAUCAGAUUAUAGAGCUCCCUAGGUAAGAUGCGUGAUAAUCUCACUUAGAGUUUUGCGUGACAAUGUUUACUGAUGAAGACAGUUAGUAGCUACACAGUUACUUAGCCUGUCACGUAACGCUUAGUUUCCCCAAACUAGCCUUAGAAACGGCAAUUUUCUACAUGUUUGUGUCUGGCGUUUAAAGCUCAUUACACAACACCCUGCUAAAAGUUGACUUGACAACGUAGGCAGUAACCUCUCACUGACAGACUAAAAUACUCAGGGGAAUAUUUUACCAUCACGCGAUGCUGAAAGUUAUGAAGAACGACUCUCACAAGUAUAAACUAACUGUCUUUUCUUUUCAUCUUAUUUUUUUUUUUUAAGUGAUCGAUCUCAUUGUUUACUGAUGUUUGAUGCUGUUAACAAGACCUCCAAUGACAUGGAACUGUCCCUGUGUGUUGGCAACUGUAAUGAAUCUAAUUCUGGUAAGUGUUGAAUAUUUCACCCACUAGGUUUCUGCUGCUGUAAUUCUUCGCUUAUUUUGAUUUUUUUUGUUUUUUGGUAAUUUUUUGCAGUAGAAGGAGAGUUGACUACGGAUGGUGCGAUGAAUAUUCAAGGAAAUGACAAAAAUAGGUGAGAUUUUUUUUUUUUUUUUUUUUCAUGUUGCUGGUGUUGCUUUCUCGAAGUCAAUCACGGUAUUUAUGGUUAUUUCGUUCCCUUACUCCAGGAUAACGAUGAAUUUGCCGAGAUUUACUUUACCAGUGUCUGAUAAACAUAACGAAGAGGUGAGCAUUUUUCAUAGUCUUGAAAGUUUUCUCAGAUUUUUCUCGUACCCCAUUCCGAAAUCCAUUAUUGGUAUCCUACGACACAAUAACUAGUGGUGAUUUAUGAAAUAGUUGAGAUAUUACGAUCACCCUGAUCGGUCAAAAUCCUUAGUUUAUAUACAGUACGAGCGCCCUGAUUGGUCCAAACCCAUGGUUUAUUGCACCUGUAAACCCAUAGGAAAUAGUGUGCUUUGUUUAAAGUUUAUUUUAAUAACGCAAUAGACCGCAAUUUCUAUCGGUUUACUAGGUUAAUAUCUCACUUGUGAUGUGUUCUCCCAACUUCGCUCAUGUCCAGAAAUGCACGCAUUAACGAAAUGGCAGAUUUAACGAUUUAGGCGAAUUUUAGUAAAAUUCGUCAAAGCGAAAUCAGUUUGGCGGAAUUUACGAUUUUGACGAAUUUCAGUCAAAUUCGUCGAAGCGAAUUUAACGAUUUGACAAAUUUCCCCUAUUUUCGUUACUGCAUGCAUUUCUGGACAUACGUCCUUCCCGCGUGGGUUAUGAAGCCGGUAAACCGAUAGAAAUUGAGGUCUAUUGUUGAAAAGUAAUUCACAAUUUUUCCAAGACUUUUCAUUGACGUGUUUUUAAGGUUAAUGCUGACUCCCAGAGACGCGCUGAAUACAAAAGAAGAGUUUGUGACUUGGUUAAGAUUCGUUGGAAUCUUGUAUCCUUUUCGUAAAUGCGAGGUUUGGGCAUGGUAGAAAUUUGCUGAGAAGUUUGAGAUGAUCAUGGUCAUCCAUUGUUGUGAAUAAUUAUACAUCGAUCGGUUUUAAAAGGCAAACUUCUUGUCAGUAAGAAUAAGAAUUUCUGAGUUUCCUUCUCAGACGUUGGAGAUUCCAAAACUAAUUUUCAAUACGUGAAGAAACUAAAAUGGAAAGAAAGAUUUAAAAAAGAGUCCUUAAGAAAAGGUGAUCGUUAUUAAAUGAGCUAGUUAACUUUCACGCAGAUUACCUUUCAAAAGGGCAAACAAUUUUAGAGCGAGAUCGGAGAGGUUUUAAUUUGGGUGCAAACCCUUUCAACCAAUACUCCGCACAAGCCACAACUUGGCACUUUCUUGACACUUACUACUUUUACUUGAGUCUGAAAGAAUAAUUGAAUUUCAUGCUCAAACAUUUUUACAAACCCUGUGAUUAAACAUUUACAAUUCAUUCCUAAGGCUUUCAGGCCCUUUUCCCUCGUUCCCUCCCUUGUGUAAUCUGCAGGCAUCACCGAUAUUGCUGUGUUAUCCUUGAUUGUGUGACAGCCGGCAUGUAACGCUGAAGGCUGUGGUAGUGUAGAGAAUCUGAAACUAAACCCAAGUAUGAUGCAGGCAUUGAGACCAGAUCCAGUCACAUUUGGUGAGCGACUGAUAUGUGAAGUAUCUAAAUGGUUAAGACUGUAAACGUAAAAUAGUCUGAUGAAAGAAACGGUAGUUUCCUUAAAUAUUUUUCCUGGAAGUGUUAAAACAAUCCUUGUUUUCUCCUUUCGAAUUGCUGUGGGAAUGCAGACUUUUUGUUUCUUUUUUAUGUUGGCUACAUUUCUUAUUCGUUAUGUAGAAAAGUUUCAAUGAGCCUACAUGCGCAACAUUUCAAUUCACUUGACCUCUGCAGUUGGUGAUUUCUGCUUAAUGCGCGUACUUAGAGGCUACGUGAUCCUGCAAGUGUUCAAGAAUGUCAAAAUGCUGAUACAAAAAUAUUUUGGGAAUCACUCGCCUUCGGAUAAGCGCAUAUGAAACUCUUUCCGCGUGGGCUCCAUUAUAUGAAUGUCAUCACUUGCUCCGUGCUUUCCUCGUUAUAAUCACAUAAGCUACGAUUUUAAAGGAUUCGUCGUUCUUUAGUACAUUUGUCAUGGAAUUUUCUUGGUAAUUAUGAUAGAAUAUGAUUGGAUGGGAAGUUUCUUAUUCAAAGGUGUUCAGAUCAAUGGAGAGGAAUACGACAACACUACAUCAAGUGGAAUCACUAUCUCACUGUGCACGAUUGUGAAGCUCAAUGUUCAUGUGUCUAAUCAAAGUGGUAAGUCGUAACGUGAUUUCAGGUUUUGCGUGACAUUCUCGACUUAUUCCCAAGUUGAAGAUCACCUUUGUGAAAGUGAGUGUCUUGCCUUAAGAACUCGACGCAAUCUCUCUACUGGGUCUCGAACUCGGGCCCUCUCGGUUUAGAGUUCAGUGUGCUUACCACUUGACCACCAUGUCCGUCACUUACGCGUAUUCGCGUAUCUUUACUCUAUUUGCCCGGUGACUAUGAUGCACCUAAUGCGCAUGAUUCUUGUUAAGGUUGUAACUUCACAGAAACUGUGAUGGGGUGUUAUUGGAGAAUAGCGGGAUGAUUACCCUCUGUCACAGCAUAAGAGUGCAAUGUAUGUAGUGGCGAAACAAGUAACUAUUAACUCCAUCUUUUUUUUUUCUCCUUUUUUUUCCAAUAUCAGAUGAACCUCAUGGGCCUUUAGUGUUAGCCAUUGAACCUUACCAAGACCAGGCCUCCGGUUUUCCGGUGACCGAGCUGGAUGGAAAGGUGGCCUGGGCAGGAACGUUACAAGUUCAUACUCCUGAGGUAGUAACAUGUGGUGACGUGUUUGCUGUGUUUUGUCUCUGGGGAGGGGAGGGUUGGGUAAGAGGAACAGGAUGAGGAAAAAAAAAACAAUGUUUGCGUUGCCCUUUUAGCCUACUACUCCCAACAACAACGAUCUCGUCCAGUACUCAUUUCUAUUUCAAUCCUCGCGGAAACCAAGAAGUGGUUGAAAGUAUGGUUAUUUUAAAGCGUCUUGAUACAAAUCUAAUCGUGAGCAAACUAAAAUCUCAAUGAAAUUUGGUUUUUAUCAGCUAAGUUGAUAAUGUGAAAUGGCCUCCGUGAACUGAUUUGAAGAUGGCGUUUCAAGUUGAGUGUUGGCCAUUUGGAUUCGCUUUGAUGAAGGACUAAGGCUCGAAACGUCACCUUUAGAUUCUCUUUACGGUGUCCAAUUACAAUAUAAACUCAGUUGAGUUAAACCAAAUUAUUUUUGUAACAUUCCCCCCCCCCUGCGACGCAUAGAAACUUAUUACUUCUCAUUUAACGUCUCCAUGAACUGAGAUCAAGUCUCUUCAGGGGGGGCAGUGUCAAUCUUGUUGGCAAUUAUGGUUCGAAUUCUUUACUUCAAAGGAUAUUCAGCUCUAACAUAUAUUACUCAUCCCUGAGCACAAUUAUUUGCCCUCUCAUCUGCCUCUCAGUCAUCAGUGUUGUUCGACAUUUCAUUUCAAGUUGCGAAAAUAUCGCAAUGCUUCGCUCUGGAUAUAAACCUGCAUUUCAAUGGCUCCUGGUUAAUAUUGCUAGUCCAUCGCCUUUCAAAGACAUCAAAAUGUUUAUUCCUUCUUCAGGUACUACCCGGGAAGUCUUUCUGUCACUCGUGUUCGCUGAUUUUUUUGUAUGCGGGACAAUUCAUGGUCUCCAUUUCUUGUACUGAGACCGCAACGGAACAAACCGCAACUUCUCAACAGGGAACUGGAUCCGAGUCACCAGAAAGAACUUGCAAUUCUGAAAACACAGAGAAAGCUGUCAAAGGAGAAAUACAUGGUUUGAAGAGAUCAUGGACAUAUUCGCCGUCUGUUAAAAUACGCGUCGUAUGAUGAGAGCCAUCGAAGAGGAAUACCUUGCAGCUUAGCACUUCGAAUUAAAAAGCGCCGUGGUUCCCUACAAAAUGUCAUUAAUAUAUAUGAGUUAUUUAGAAGAGUCCUUCCAAAUGAUGUGACGUUGUCAAAUCAACGUCAUUUUCCAUAGCAGCGCAUUGACUGAUAUGUGUUGUCAUCUGGAAUCCGCUGAUUUAUAACUGCGCUGGCUCAGUUACGCACAGUUGGGAACCAGCGGGCUGUGACUAGUUUCAAACUUCUCAUAACAUUGCUUUAUGAAUUCCUGGGGAAUUGUGAUGAGAAUGAAGGAACGUGAUCUUUUCAACUAAUCCUGCUGGAGAAAUAGAUACUCCCUAAUCUGGUCUACAGUGUAAAUACACCACAAAAACCGAGAGAUCAAACAGAUGGAAUAUGCCAAGAUACACGUAUCAAAAAGUGAGCUGGCAGGUCCAACAAACAAAACGCAACAUGAUAUGGGUGCGCGAAAACGUGCAGGAUGGCCUAAUUUAAGUUAACUUUCUUGAUAAGCAGUCGCGGUGCCAUUUUGUGUUUUUAAAGUCAUACUCACAUUAGCGAAUCCAGGGGAAUAUUCGGGAGAUGGGUGGGGUAGGGUUCGUUACUCCUUCCCCUCCCCUCCCCUCCACCGUUGGGUUUCAUCCGUUUGUGUUACACCAAAAUUCUCAGAAUAGUAGGAUCGCUAGUUACCAGUGCUUUAAUUUUUACAAAUUUUGCAAAAUUUAGUUGCAUAAAUAAGUAGGCUGUAGUGUUAAAAAAUUGUCGUUAUUUUCUCAUUAAAAGUUUACACCCCUCCCCUCAUUAGAGGUUCCUGGAUCAGCCAUUGGUUCACAAAGCGACGACUUCUUGUUCUCUCGCGUGCAAGCUGAUCUCGGAUCCCCAUUGGGUGGUCAAAUCUUGUGUCACAAGUCGAGUUUGUUGCUUAGCAACAGGCCAGACGCGAUAACUCCCAAGAUCCCAAAACCAAUUCUCUCUUCUAGCUGUCAUACUUAGCCCUGUAAAUAAGUUAGGAGAAUUUGGUAAUAUAUCUUGAAAACACAACUCCAGCUGUUGAUUUUUGUUUAUCCUCAACAUAUCACUUCUGGAAAAUAUAAGGAACUUGUGAAGAGUAACGUCAUAUUUUGAUUAUUUUUUUAAGAUGAAAAUGUCAAAUUCGUUUUCGCGCAGCGAGUAUUUGUCCAACAACCGAACAAGCUAAAAGUGGCUUUGAGACUUAGAAUGAUUUUUACGUUACAACCGUGAGAAGUCUUGAAGGUAAUAACAAGUGUGUGGCCGAUGUAAAAUACAAAAUUGCGUUUCAGGAACUGUUCCAAAUAUGAAACACACUUGAAAAUUCUAAGCAGCUUUAAUCAUCAAGGGUAUCUGACUGACAAUUGACUCUCAAUAAACGAAAAUAAUUAGGUAAAACAUGGA
This is a messenger RNA of Pocillopora meandrina, 18625 nucleotides long. Lineage: Eukaryota; Metazoa; Cnidaria; Anthozoa; Scleractinia; Pocilloporidae. The record is from the annotation of a GenBank genome assembly.